Molecule: messenger RNA, 3818 nt
Organism: Saccoglossus kowalevskii
Lineage: Eukaryota; Metazoa; Hemichordata; Enteropneusta; Harrimaniidae
Source: RefSeq, a predicted model, not a curated record
AGGUGUAGGUAAUGUUGGUUCCCGUCAUUUGCAAGCUCUUGCAGCCUUGGAUAUGGCUGUCAACAUUGUAGUUGUGGAAUCAUUCAAGCAGAGUCUUGACCGUGCAAAGUCUAUCUAUGAUAAUGAACCGAAAGCUAAUGCUAGUUCACGUGUAACAUAUCUUCAGUUAAUUGAUGACAUCACCAUUGGCUCAGCAUUUGACGUUUGCAUAAUAGCUACAGCAUCACCUCCACGACGCAAAGUGAUUGAAAGUCUACUUGAACGAUGUAAAAUCAAGCAUCUUAUCAUUGAAAAAGUUCUUUUCCAAACUGCCAAAGACCAUGAGGAUGUACAGGCCAUGUUUAUACAGUCAGGGGUGAAUGCGUACGUGCACUUACAGUGGUGUGCGAUACCCAUGUACAAAUAUAUGAAGGACCAUAUAAAGGGACCAGUUAAUUUACAUAUACAUGGCCAAGGAUGGGGAUUGUGUUGUAACAGUAUUCACUUAGUGGCAUUGGCUUCCUAUCUGAAUGAUAGUCAAGAUGUCCGCAUAGAUGGAAGUGGUUUGAAACCUGGAUAUCAAGAAUCCAAAAGAAAAGGUUUUGUUGAAGUAUUUGGUACAUUAAAGGGAGAGGUAAAAUCAAAACAUGGUAAAGCAGAUUUCACUCUGGUCUGCACAGAUGGGCCACUGACUGAAGGCAGAACUUUACAUAUAUGGAAUGACACUGUUAAAAUGUACUGGACUGAGCAAACAGGUUCUCUGUUUAGCAGCUUUGCUGCCAGUGAUUGGAAAUGGGAACGAAGAGAAUUUCCCUUCCCGUUUGUAAGCCAAUGGACUAACAAACUGGUAAAACAGCUGUUGGAAACUGGUACUAGUGAUCUACCAUUGUAUGCUGAUGUUUAUCAAAUGUCGAUAUUAUUGAAUAAUUUAUACAUAUCACAUCUUGCAGAUGCUGGUAAUGCCGAUGCUCAAGAAGGUGUUUGCCCCAUCACUUAAAUAACAUGUCUUGCCUUGUGUAUAGUGCUGGUCACAUAAAAUUGUGAGCUCUAGCAAUUGCCAAUGAGAACAAAGUUUGUUGAAAAUAUCACAAUUAGGUUUAAACCUUUUACUUUUUGAUCCUUGAGUUGAAAAUGUUAAGGCCAAACAAAAGAAAUGUUUCUAGUCAGUAUGUGCACUCACAAAAAGUGUGACCCCCCCCCCCUCACACACUUACUUUGACACUGCAUAGUGGCCUAUGUUAACAAAUUGAUUAAUCUUGCAUACGUUGUCACCGAGUAUUUGAGGGAGGAAGAAUCAAUUCAUGUUUGAAAAAUGACCUGAAAUGUAUUUUUCUUUGUGAGGCCUAGUCGUUCAUUUAAAUUUGAUUUUAAGUUUAUGAGCUAUGUGUGUGUGUACCUCCUGCUUCAUUUGAUCAAUUAUCAAAACUCAAUCUGUUCUAUGAUGAGAUGUUAUGGUCCAUCCUUUACUAGUACCUCAAUUAGAUACAGCCAAGGUUAUACCAUGAAAAUAGAAAGUGCCUGCCUAAAAUAUUUACAAAAAUGAAAGAUGGCAGUCCUAAGUCAAUAAAAAGACUUUUUUUUGUAAAUUACAUGUAAUUUUCAAUUUAAAUUGGACAAGUUUAUAAAUAUUUUGCCUGUAAAAUGAAAUGUUGUACGCAUCUCAAAUGUUGAGUGCCUGUUUAAAAUUACUAGACCAGUGGCUGGCUAAAAGCCUGGAUACAGCCAGGUGACAUUUAAAAUAUUUUGCAGUCCACACUAACAGUGGUUUAUUGUGCUGUCAUUUCUGCCUGCUGGUUCAGUAAAUAUUACUGGUUUGAAGGAUUGUCGCAUAUUGGUGUCAUAACAGAUUCGUCUUAAGUAUAAGCAUUUUUUGCAUUGACCAAUCAGAACAGGUAUUGCAAUGCGUGAUGUUAAAUGUAAUUUCACAGUACCGUUAAUACAAAAUGAUUCCCCACUGUUCAUUGAUACAAAGCGUAAAAAAAAAUUAUUCAUCUGACAGAUGAAAUUCAGAGGUUACAGAAUAAAUGAUGCAGGAAUGAAAUGUAGUAACUUCUUGUUAAUUAAGUUUAUUAUUCCAGUUGCAACAAAUUGUUUCAAUGUCUGAUAUCUACACAAUUUGUUUUUUGUUUGUUUAUUGGGAUGAUCAUAUUUUUACUUGUGUUUUGAAUUUGCAACAGCUUAUCAUCUGUUGAAUGGGUUUUAGUAAUUACUUUUCUUUACUAAAUUGUAUUGUGUAUUACUUUUGGAUGGUCAGAAGUAAUUUAGCAUUUGUAAGAAAUUAGUUACAAGAGGGAGGUAUUCAUUAUAUGGUCAGAUUCCAUGUAGGGUUUAUUUCUAUUAGCGCAUUGUUGUACUAUGUUUUUGUUUUUGAUAGUUUAGCCAAACCUGUUUUCUGCUCUUUUUUUCCUUCAUACAUGUAUAAUUUUAAAUUGGCAUUUACUAUUUAAUUUGAAUUACAUCCUAACACCAUCGCUAUGGUUACAUCUUUAACAUGUCUUACCAAGUUGUUUACAGAGCCUCAGCAGUACUUAGUCUCUAAGGGCCAAUUAGAACUAAUGUUUUUUUCUUGACGCAGCAAAGGCAUUCUUUCAUCUUUAUAAAUAUUUAUAAAUUUCAAUCGCAGUUGUAUCAAUUUAGUCGAUGAGAACAGUGCACAAUGACAUCAGUCUACAAUAUUUAAAUGUUAUUCAAUCUGUCAAUAUAAAGCCCAGUUUGAAUUGUAAAACAUAUUAACAUGAAAGGAAUGCUAUUGUUGUGCUGAGAGUACAAAAAAUGAUCUGUGUUGCUACAUGUCAUAAUAACCUGUAUUUACUAAAUUGUGACGGAAGGUUAAUUUGGAUCAGUAUUACAUAGAUUAAAAAGUAGGAGCAAUAUACAUGUAUGCUCCUCUAUAGUACAUGUGCUUCAUUAUUUUCAGUUGUAAAAAUUAACUUUAUUUCAAAAUGUUUUUGAGCUGUGUACUUAAAUUCUCAUAGCAGCAGUAUUUUUUUCUGUAAUCAAAGUUAUAUUUUGUGAUCUUAAGAGACGCAAUGUACAUAUUGAAAUCAAUUUGUGUGUAUUCAUGUCUCUUUUAGAAAGGUAUUGUUUAAAGCUAUAUUUGUUGUGCGCGUUUGAGAACCAUACUGAUCUAUGUGGUACCAACUGAAUACACUCGCAUGUGCAAAACAAUUAUAAAACAAAAUAAAUUGCACAUUUACAAGUGUAAAAUUCAAUCCUAGUUUGCAUUUGAUAUGAUUAAAGACACCAGGUGCAGUUUUUGUGCAUGUGCCAUUUGACAGAAAAAAUUUCCACUCGUUUGGUAUUGCAUAGGUUUUACUUUUUUUCUGUAUUCCACGGUAUGUAGAGAAGUUCAAGAUUUCAAUAUAAUCAGGUGCUAUUUGAAGUUUUUCUAUCUAAAGCUCAAUUUGUAUAUUUUUGAAAUUGACACAAUUUAUAAUAGAAUGCAUAUCAGUCUUGAACCAUUAUGCUAAUCAACUGCAUGUAUUCCAAAUUUUGCCAAUCUUAGAGUUGAUUUGUUGACAAUGUUGCUGCUUAGCUUCAGAAUCUAGUUUAUUUAGAACCUUGCUUAGCAUUAUUUGCUGCGUGUCUAUUCUAGUCAUUGGCAUACUGAUGUGAAUGCUCAAGCAGUUAGGCUCAAUUCAUAAACACAAGAUGGUAUAUUGUGAAAAUAUUCUCAAUUAUUUAUAUUGAUUGUAUAUUGUUACAUUUGUAGCAAUAAUUGCUCUGAAAGUUUGUGUUGCACAUAUUUGCAAUUAACUUCCUUGUAUUCGUGUCCGAUUUGUACAUUUGGAGUUCUGAUCAGUUCAUUGCAAUAAAAUUGAGCUGCAGAUUUAUGCUAA